AUGGCCUCCUCCACAGGCCACAGAAAGAGCCCUCGCUGCAACUCCACCAACACCAAAUUCUGCUACUACAACAACUACAGCCUCUCUCAGCCCAGAUACUUCUGCAAAACAUGCCGCCGCUACUGGACAGAAGGCGGCUCCCUCCGCAACAUCCCUGUCGGCGGUGGUUCCCGCAAGAACAAGCCUUCUAUUUCAACUAAUUUGGUGCCUCCGCCACAAAACCCUAAAAUCCACGAUUUCAAAGCCCUAAGCGAGAUCAUCUCAUCUUCACCGCCGCAGCAGCAUCUCUCGUUGCUGGCGGAUCCGUACUCGUCCUCGCUCAACUUCUCGCUGGAAGGGCUUGUGAGCGGCUAUGGAAGCUUCCAGGGGCUUCCGGAAACGAGUGGGAAGCUUCUGUUUCCCAACAAUGCUCCACAUCAAAAUGGAGGAGAUCAUGGAUAUUGGAAUGGUGGUGGAUCAUGUUUUAGGUAAUUAUAUCUAUGUGGAGUAGUAUCUUUGGUUGUUAUAUAAUAAUAAUAAUAAUUAUUAUUAUUAUUAAGGAUGUUGGUGUUAGAAGCUUGUUUUUAGAUAUGGCUUCAGGUUGCAGUAGCAAGUGAGGGAGAUGGUUUAUAGUGAUAGAAGAAGAGAUUGCAAUUGGCCUUGAUUUUUGAAUGGAAUUAACCAGCUGCACUACUAGUUUAUUCUUCUAUCAACACAAGGAGAGAGCUACUUUGGAAUUAGAAUUAAGUCUCAUUUUCUUUGCCUAUAUAAUUGUGUAAUAGGAGUAACUUAAUUAUAACUCAACUUUUUAAUUAUUCAGCUUUGUAAUGGAUUUGCUAUAUCUUUGUUUGGAAACACAUACUUUUUGUUAAUUUCUUCAAUUCUCUGUUUUUGGUAUAUCAUGCAUGCUAUUGUUUUGGAAUUAAGAAAUAUUUACAAAUAUGUGGGCACUUUUUUCAUGAAGAUUUGAUUAUUGUGGUUAGGUCUAGCUAAUUAGAGGAGAUAGUUUGUACACACCUGCUGCAUCUUCAGAGAAAAGAGGAAAGCAGAUUUACCUAAUAAUGGUAUUGGUAUCCAAACAGGCAUCAACAGUG
Molecule: messenger RNA, 1073 nt
Organism: Salvia splendens (bonfire salvia)
Lineage: Eukaryota; Viridiplantae; Streptophyta; Magnoliopsida; Lamiales; Lamiaceae
Product: dof zinc finger protein DOF3.7
Exons: 3
Coding region: 1-471 (156 amino acids)
Biological process (GO): regulation of DNA-templated transcription
Molecular function (GO): DNA-binding transcription factor activity; DNA binding
Source: RefSeq, a predicted model, not a curated record